Messenger RNA from Polychytrium aggregatum, 2127 nucleotides. RefSeq lists its product as uncharacterized. The transcript has 4 exons. The record is from RefSeq and is a predicted model, not a curated record. NCBI's taxonomy places the organism in Eukaryota, Fungi, Chytridiomycota, Chytridiomycetes, Polychytriales. The coding region runs from base 1 to 2127 and encodes 708 amino acids.
AUGGGUGUCCAGCCCGAAUCGCCUCUCCGGCCCCAGGACAAGCUUCCGCCGCUGCUGGCACGGCUGCUCAACCAGCCAAAUCCGCAGCAGAAACCUCACCCAUCCGGUCAACCACAGCACCUUCCGCAGCUACAGUCGCAUCAACAGCAGCAUCGCGCAGACAACCUCUUGGCUGACCACAGCCGGGCCUUGCCGAAACCCAAGGACCCACCAUUCAACCCGGCCGGGCCCGCGCAACAGAUUCACGAAGCCACGGUCAAACCAUGCUCGAUCCCAAGCAUCAAGUCCCUCGACAAGCCUCCAAACAAGAGGUGGUCCCCGCAUCUGUUCGACGGCCCUGCUAAUUUCCCACUUCGCGAACGUGCCGGCGACAUCAUCAAAGACCACUCCAGGAUCCUGAAGCCGCUCACGUCCACGCUCACCCACAGAAGAAACUACGACCAUCUGUCUGAAUCGGCCGCGACUUACUUUGAGCAGCGCCAGCUACCAGCCAUCACUGUCGAGGUCAUAAGCGCGAUUCGCCAGCGCUCGGAGCGAAAGAGCAUCUUUGGUCACUAUUCCACCAAGAGCAUGGGUCCUAUCCGCCAGGACAUUGUUGCCACCCAAAAGUGUACGCUCGAAUCGACCAAAUCCACGACCUUGAACUCGGAUCUACUCACACCUCUGUCGGUCAGCCGGGCCGAUGUGCCAGCCCCACGUUCGAUUCUCACGCCGGCCGAGCUGAUGAUGACCAACUUUGACACAGGCUCGGUCAUCCUCCAUAAUCCCAAGCGCGCGCGAGCUCGCUGGAAGUCUGCCAUUCGGAUCAUCAUCACCUUUAUCCGGAUCCGAAGCGUCUUUGCGCCUUUGGGCCACUACGAAGCGCAUGGCAUACCUGCCCGCAAGACUCAGAUGAGUCUGCUUGGGACCUUGCGGGCCUUCCAGACUCCGGCCGACAAGGCACUGACAGAGAGGGUCCAACAAACGUUGAUAUCGCCCUGCUACAUGCGCGACCCGCAAAAGCUCAAAUCGCUCGAGCGUCUGCUGAUCAACCGGAUGCCGGCUUUCGCGAGCUACAACAGCGAGCAGCGAACCCGUUUCAUCGAGGUCAUGGGCUACGAGAUGCACCCGAUGGGCUCCGUCAUCAUCAAACAAGACCACAUUGGGUCGGCGUUUUACUUUCUCCUGAGCGGGCAGUGCGAAGUUUGGAAGUAUGGCCUCGACGAUCGCAGAGUGCACAUGCGCAUGCUGAACGCCGGCUGCACUUUUGGCGAGCUGGCCUGCGACGACAGAUCCUCCCGACUCCGGACAGCCACGAUACAAUGCACCAUGGACUCGGAGUUUCUGCGGGUGUACAAAGACGACUACAUCCGCAUCACGCUCGGGCACGACACCGAAGAGGAGCUCCAAGUGCGGGUCGAUGUUCUCUCCAGCAUCCCGCUCUUUCAGCUCAACGACCCGGACCAAUACAUCCUCAAGAGCCUGGCACAAAAGUCGCAAAAGAAGACAUACGACCACGGCCAGACGGUGUUGAUCGAGGACGAGCCGAACGGAAACAUCUUUGUCGUUGUGUCUGGGCGGGUGCGAAUCUCGAAGCGGGUCAAGUUCCUUGUGAAGAUGGUCCACGGCAAGCGAGUCAUGAAGCGAUACCCACUCGACCAGGCCAGCGGCGAGGUCCCGGAGCCCGGCCAAGUCGUGGAGGAAACGCUGAUUAUUCGCGAGCUGGAUGCCGGCGCGAUAUUCCCCGAGUUUAUCUUUCCCGGCAAGGUUCACGAGACACCGAUGAUCAACGGCGUGGAUCCCGUCGAGGUGGAGCGCACCAUAACGAAGCAGGACCUCUAUGGCGUCACCCCGGCCUACACCACCGUCACGGCCAUGACGCAGCUCGAGCUCGUGUCGAUCAACAAGCUCGAGUUCUGCCGGGUGGUCAACCCGCAGAUGAUGGCGCAGAUAAUUACCGAAACCACGGGGUGCUAUCUGUCGUAUGCGGAGCUGCAGGAAACGUGGCUGCAGAUGGUCGAGUGGAAAAGGUUCAAGACAGAGAUGAUGAGGGAGAAGAUCGAGGAGCUCGACCGCAAAAAGACGGACUGGGAAUCGACGCUGGACAGCUGGCGGGCGGAGAGCCAGCCGGCUCGCUGUCGAAUGUGA